GCGACGCUGGGGGACUGGCGGGCCUUUCCGGGUCAGCAGUCUUCGCGACCGGGCGAAUCCCGGGGCUUGGUGCUGCCGCCUCCUGGUCUCCGCUGCUUUCGCGCUUCCUGAACUCAGUGAUCGGUUCUUUACCGCCCCGGUACCCUCACGCCUCUCAGCCUUUCGCUCUGGGAGGCUCUGACCAGGUCCCCCGAAGGGCCCUGUGUCGACUGUGACCCCCCUCUCCCCUAAACGGGGUCAGGUGCUAAAGGUGUGUCCCAUUGCUGUGAGCCCUUGAGGACGGUGUCUGUGUGAACCACGUGGACUUGGCGUCUCUUGUCCACAGGCGCUCAGUGGGAGCGAGGGAUUGCCUCUGAGUGUCAGAGCAGAAACUACAACACUUGGUAUUGUUUAGGAUGAAUGUCAUUUGGAGAAAUCGUCUCUUCUAUCUGAAGCUAGGAACAGUGCCACACAGAUGCCAAAGUGGUUCCCACCCAACAGCCCCUCUGGGGUCAAGGAUUUUAACCGAUCCAGCCAAAGUUUUUGAACACAAUAUGUGGGAUCACAUGCAAUGGUCUAAAGAAGAAGAAGCAGCGGCCAGAAAAAGAGUAGAGGACAACUCAGCAGUGCGAGUCCUGGUAGAAGAACAAGUUAAAUAUGAGAGUGAAGCUAGUAAAUAUUGGAACACAUUUUACAAGAUUCAUAAGAAUAAAUUUUUCAAGGACCGUAAUUGGCUGUUGAGGGAAUUUCCUGAAAUUCUUCCAGUUGAUCAAAAACUUAAAGAGAAGAUGGAAGAAUCAUCUUGGGAUUGCGUGAAAACUAAUUCUGCAAAUUGUUCCUCAGAAAUGCACUAUCCUACUAUGUCCGAAGAAAGAACUCACUAUAAGAAAAAUUCUGGCUCAUCAGAUGGUCAAAGCAAAGUAGGGUCUAAUUUUUCCCACCCAGACUCUGAAGAACACAGAAAAAGCUGUCUGAAAGCUGAAUUUUUUCCUGGUAGCAAUGCCACUUUCAGAAUACUGGAGGUUGGCUGUGGUGCUGGAAAUAGUGUGUUUCCAAUUUUGAACACCUUGCGGAAUAUUCCGGGGGCCUUUCUUUACUGCUGUGACUUUGCUCCUGGAGCUGUGGAGCUCAUAAAGUCGCACUCGUCCUACAGAGCUGCCCAGUGCUGCGCCUUUGUUCACGACGUGUGUGACGAGAGCUCACCUUACCCCUUCCCGGAUGGGGUCCUGGAUGCCAUUCUCCUCAUCUUUGUGCUCUCUUCUAUUCAUCCUGACAGGAUGCAAAGUGUUGUCAACCGACUGUCCAAGUUACUGAAACCUGGGGGAAUGCUAUUAUUUCGGGACUAUGGAAGAUAUGACAAGACCCAGCUUCGUUUUAAAAAGGGGCAUUGUUUAUCUGAAAAUUUCUAUGUUCGAGGAGAUGGUACCAGAGCAUAUUUCUUUACAAAAGGGGAAGUCCACAGUAUGUUCUACAAGGCUGGGUUAGAUGAAAAGCAAAAUCUGGUUGAUCGUCGCUUACAAGUUAAUAGGAAAAAACAAGUGAAAAUGCACCGAGUGUGGGUUCAAGGAAAAUUCCAGAAACCAUUGCUCUGGACUCAAAAUAUCUCUAAAGUCAUGUUUUCACUCCUUCCUCCUGACUGAACCGAGUUCAAUGUUAAGGUACAAGACCAGAGUACUACACUAUUCCAAUACCCCUGCAAAUAUUUCCUUUCUCAAAAGAUAAUCAGAAGAAAAGAAUUUGUAUGCCCUGCUAUUUUAUCAUGGGUGAGCCCUUUUGUGCAUCUCAAGCACAUAUUUCAAAGUAUAUAUCAUCUUCUUUGUUUUCAACACUUGAUAAGCCAUCACUUGCUUGGGUGUACUGCAUGUGACCAUUGUUUGUUUAUUGAAUUUUAUAAACAUUAAUAAAUUAAUAACAUAAGUCAAGUAAUUUUGAAAAAAUUAUCUUUUUUUAGAAGAGGAAAAAUCGGCCGGCGCCGUGGCUUAACAGGCUAAUCCUCCGCCUUGCGGCGCCGGCACACUGGGUUCUAGUCCCGGUUGGGGCGCCGGACUCUAUCCUGGUUGCCCCUCUUCCAGGCCAGCUCUCUGCUAUGGCCCGGGAAGGCAGUGGAGGAUGGCCCAAGUGCUUGGGCCCUGCACCCGCAAGGGAGACCAGGAGAAGCACCUGGCUCCUGGCUUCGGAUCAGCAAGAUGCGCCGUCCACAGUGGCCAUUGGAGGGUGAACCAACGGCAAAAAGGAAGACCUUCCUCCCUGUCUCUCUCUCUCACUAUCCACUCUGCCUGUCAAAAUAAAUA
Lepus europaeus (European hare) is the source of this 2270-nucleotide messenger RNA. RefSeq names its product methyltransferase 8, tRNA N3-cytidine (gene METTL8). Bases 396 to 1619 code for a protein of 407 amino acids. The transcript is spliced from 11 exons. Lineage: Eukaryota; Metazoa; Chordata; Mammalia; Lagomorpha; Leporidae. The record is from RefSeq and is a predicted model, not a curated record. Gene Ontology annotation, molecular function: tRNA (cytidine-N3)-methyltransferase activity.